Messenger RNA from Papilio polytes (common Mormon), 1821 nucleotides. RefSeq names its product ubiquitin carboxyl-terminal hydrolase 8-like (gene Usp8). The record is from RefSeq and is a predicted model, not a curated record. The coding region runs from base 157 to 1821 and encodes 554 amino acids. The transcript is spliced from 12 exons. Lineage: Eukaryota; Metazoa; Arthropoda; Insecta; Lepidoptera; Papilionidae.
UCGAACUUGGAUAUUUGUAUUCAUAGAUUUUUUGUUUCGUUUAAUGUAAUAAUAACUAAUUCAUCAUUAAUUACAACAAAUGUAGUGAACAGAUAUUUUAUUUAUAUUACUGUGCAAACGACAGUGAUUUCUUCACGAAAACACAAAAUUAUCAAGAUGACGGAGACGCGUCGCUUGCAGCUUCAUCUUGGCAAAUGUAUCGAAGAUUUAGACAAAUUACACAAUGUUCCGGAUUUAAAAUCGAAAAGAGCUCAUUUGUUAUGUAAAACUGCUCAGAAAUUGUUUGAGAAAGCUGAACAGGAGCGCGACAGAGGCGAUGAGGAAAACUCUUACGUUUACUAUAUGAAAUAUCUCCGCGUUGUGGCGUUCCUCAGCAAGGACAAGGAGUACAUUAAAGAUAAAACUUACUACAACAACAUGCUAGGAACAAAAAAUCCCAAUAAGGCUAUUGAUGCAGCUGAAAUGUUAAAGAACAGCCUUAUUGAUAGAUAUGCAAAGGAACAGAAAGCAAAACGAUUGCAUGAUAUAAAAGAGAAUGAACUUGUUAAGCAGAUGAUUGACGAGAAUAGGAAGAAAGCAAUUGAAGCCAUCCCAGUACACGAGCAACCACAACCUUUAGGAGUACCAGGUCCAGAUGAAGUAACAAUUAAGAGUGAACAGUUGUAUUCAAUUCUCAAGAGUGGGAAAUUGAAAGUAAUGAUCCUUGAUGCUCGUCCGGGGAAGGACUAUUUGGAAUCUCACAUAAAUUACCCCGCCUGUAUCAGUAUACCUGAAGAAUGUAUUUCACCAGGGCAAUCAGCGAAUGUUCUAGAACAGAAUUUGCCGUCAUCGUCCCGUGCGGUGUGGUCGGAGCGCGCCGCCAUGGAGCUCAUCGUGAUGCUGGACUGGAGCAGCACGGCUGUCAUACCUGGGAAGACAUUGCAUCUCCUCAAGACUAUACUACUAAAGUGGGACAUAAAAGUCCAGUACGCUCGCCAGCCGCUGGCACUGCUCGGAGGAUAUGAAGACUGGCUGCUCAAGUACCCGGCAUUCACUACCAACCACCUCGCUGUUCCUCCCAGUCAGAAUAGCAUGCUUGAUGAUAUGUUAGGUGAGAUAGAGUACCCCAACUGGUCUGACGUGAUCCCCCCGUCCCCCCCGGCGCAGCAGCCCUCGCCCCCGCAGCUCGCGCCGCAGCACCCCGCACAGCACGCCGCACAGCACGCCCCGCAGCACGCCGCGCCGCGCCCCAAGCCCGGCGAGCCCGUCGUUGAUAGGAGUAGUAAAAUGGCGGCGGUGCAGCUGUACGAGGAGCGCGCGCGCAGCAUGCAGCUCAUCCUGGAGGAGCAGCAGCGCAUCGCCGACACCUCGCUCACCCUCGAGAUGCAGAGGAUCGAGGCUGAACAGGACUGGGAGAAGGUGCGCGAGCAGCGGGAGGCGGCUCAGCGCGAGGACCUGCGCGCCAUGUACCAGCUGCGCCAGCAGGAGAUCUCCUCGCUCCUCAUGCAGCUGGAGAACAAGCAGUUCGAUAUGGAGCAGGAGAACCAGCGGCUGCGCGAGCAGCUGGAGGAGUACCAGCGGCGCGAGCGCGAGGAGGAGCGCCUGGCCGACAGCGCGCGCGCGCCCAGCGCCGCCAGCGACGCAGACGCGCACGCGGCGGCGGCGCGGCAGGAGGCGAGCGCGGCGGCGCUGCGGGAGCUGAGCGCGCGGCGUGCGCGCAUCGCGGAGGUGCGCGCGGCGCGGCACCACCUCGACCGCCGCAGGGAGCUGCUGGAGGCGGAGAGGAAGCGGAAAUUAACCGAAGCACGAACACGAAGGAAGCCACAGCAACAAGGAUGCUAA